UCCAGGUUCCGACGCGCCCCUUCAAACGGCGGCGGGGCCGAUGCAGCCUGCGGGUUCCUUGCUGCGGCUCCUUUUCCUCCUCUCGCUGGCCAAGGCGAGCGGGGCGGCUGCGGGAGCAGAUAAAAACUGUAGCCAUUUGAAGGAAAUGGACGUCAUCCAAAAACCAGUUGCAGAUUGUUACUGUUAUAUGCAAAAUGGAACAAUGAACUUAAAAUAUAUUUGGUCAGCUCUUCAGGUGAAAAUUAACAGCACAGAAAUGUUCAAGUACGUGCCUAUCUCGGCUGAAAGCAAUUGUCAUAAUUCAGAAACUAUUUUUGCAUUUUUCAAGUGUGUUGUUCAAAUCGUUUGGCAAUCAGAGGCAUCUAAAGAAACUGUCAUAAACAUAAACCAAUAUGGAGAGAAUGUGUGUUUCACAGUCCAACCCUACAAGAAAGUACCCUACACCGUGAGUGUACAACGAAACAUGGUGGAUAGGAAACUCAUCCUUUUGUUCGUAGCUGGUGUUUUUCUGUUUCAUUUUGCAAACGCCUUGAGUAGGAGUGCUGUGUUCUAUUACUCUGCUGGAGUGGCACUGGGUGUUCUUGCUACGCUAGUCUUUCUCCUGCUGACACUUAAAAGAUUUAUUCCAAAGCACAGCACCUUUGGGAUUUUAAUGAGUGGCUGCUGGAUGUCCUCUCUCUACUUUAUUUACUGUUUGCAAGGGGAAAUGAAGUGGCUGUGGUCUGACUAUAGAAACUACUUACUGGGAUAUUUUCUGACUGUUGGAUUUAUCAGCUUUGUGGUUUGUUACAAGCAUGGACCACUUACCAAUGAGCGAAGCAUAACCCUCUUGACGUGGACAUUACAAUUAAUAGCCUUUGUCUUGAUUUAUUUUGGUGUCACCAUCCCACAGGUUGCAUAUGCAGUAAUAGCUAUCAUCCUCUGUUCAAAAGGCCUGUGCUAUCCCCUUGGCAUGGUCUCUUUUGUGGGCAGAAAAGUCAAGAAUUUUUUUAAAUCAAAAAAACUAGUGUUUCAGCUUCUUACUGAAGAGGAAUUCAGGGAGCAGGGGGAAACAGAGACUGUGAAAGCCUUGGAGGAGCUACGCUCAUUCUGCAGGAGUCCAGAUUUCUCAUCCUGGUUAGCCGUGUCCAAACUGGAGUCUCCUAAAAAAUUUGCAAACUUUAUUUUGGGAUCUCCCCACGUGUCACCUGCAGAAGUGAACGCAUAUGAUGAGCUAUAUGGCAUUGGAGGCUCCUUCUUGGAACAGCAGCUCUUUAGCAUAGAGCCAGAGUCAGAGCAGAACCGACUAGCUAGUUCCAUUCAGGAGGAUGAUUAUGAAGAUGAUGAUGAAAUGCAGGAACAAAACGAAAGUAAAAAUGUUUCACACUCCAACAGUAUUGGAUUAUUCUGAACCAUUUGGAAAAUCCCUUGUAAGGGAAGAAAAUGAAAUCAAGUUGGAAAGGAAGACUUCCUGGCCUAAAUACGUGCUGUCUCAGAGAGCCCUACUUCUGACUUGGGGGUAGAGGGAAACCAAAAUUCUUUGAAGGAUUUAUUCCCGCUUCACUGUUCAAAACAGUAGUAAGUCGCUUGGUUUCUUAAGUGAAUGUUACGCUCAUGUAGUUGGUAUUUUGUUACCUCCCCUAUUUAUUUGCAGGGCAGAUACCAGGCAGCUGCAGUGCAAACUUGCCCCACCACUGUGCCUCAAAUCCCUUGAAGAGACUGUUCUCUGUCCAUGCCCUCAGUGCUGGGAGCGCCAGAUGAAGAGGAAGUCAUUUAUGAUGCACUUUUGCUAAGUGCUCUAUCUGCUAAUAAAUUCCUUUGAACUCCUUU
Messenger RNA from Chelonoidis abingdonii (Abingdon island giant tortoise), 1809 nucleotides. RefSeq names its product nuclear envelope integral membrane protein 2 (gene NEMP2). Gene Ontology annotation, cellular component: nuclear envelope. NCBI's taxonomy places the organism in Eukaryota, Metazoa, Chordata, Testudines, Testudinidae. The record is from RefSeq and is a predicted model, not a curated record.